AUGUCUGGUCUGCAUGCCGUUAGCAGUUCAGAUGAUGUAAAACCACCAUAUGGCCUGAAGCCACUUUCAGGUCACAGUCCAGGACCAACGCUUUCUCAAAAACGUCUUUGUGCAAUUUGUGGGGACCGAUCUUCUGGGAAGCACUAUGGUGUGUACAGCUGUGAGGGAUGUAAGGGCUUUUUUAAGCGUACUGUAAGAAAGGACCUGAGCUACACUUGCAGAGAUAAUAAGGAAUGUAUGGUCGACAAGCGUCAGAGGAAUCGCUGCCAAUACUGCCGCUACCAGAAGUGCCUGGCUAUGGGCAUGAAGAGAGAAGCCGUUCAGGAAGAGCGUCAAAGGAACAAAGAGAGAGAUGGUGAAGUGGAAUCUACUAGUGUGGUGAAUGAGGAGAUGCCAGUAGAAAAAAUUCUGGAAGCAGAAAUGUCUGUAGAACAGAAGACAGAAAUGCAUACAGAUGGAAGCUCAGGGACCAGCUCUCCAAAUGAUCCCGUCACUAAUAUUUGCCAGGCAGCUGACAAACAACUCUUCACACUGGUCGAGUGGGCCAAGAGGAUCCCGCACUUCUCUGAACUGCCAUUGGAUGAUCAAGUCAUCCUUCUACGUGCGGGUAAAUGUUAA
Molecule: messenger RNA, 618 nt
Organism: Cylicocyclus nassatus
Lineage: Eukaryota; Metazoa; Nematoda; Chromadorea; Rhabditida; Strongylidae
Source: the annotation of a GenBank genome assembly